Molecule: messenger RNA, 552 nt
Organism: Puma concolor (puma)
Lineage: Eukaryota; Metazoa; Chordata; Mammalia; Carnivora; Felidae
Source: RefSeq, a predicted model, not a curated record
AUGUCACCAUCAAAUGGAGGUCCAGUUCGACCCAGCCCCCCAGAUGGAGGCUGGGGUUGGGCAGUGGUUACUGGAGCUUUUAUUUCUAUUGGCUUCUCUUGUGCAUUUGGCAAAUCUAUUUCUGUAUUUUACAAAGAAAUUGAAGAAAUAUUUAAUGCCAGCACCAGCGAAGUGUCAUGGAUCUCUUCUAUUAUGUUCGCUGUCAUGUAUGCUGGAGGUCCUAUCAGCAGUAUCCUGGUGAAUAAAUAUGGCAGUCGUCCAACCAUGAUUGUUGGUGGCUGCUUGACAGGCUGUGGCUUGAUUGCAGCUUCUUUCUCCAACACUGUACAGGAACUUUACUUGUACAUUGGAUUCAUUGGAGGUCUUGGGCUUGCCUUCAACUUGAAUCCGGCUCUGACGAUGAUUGGCAAGUAUUUCUACAAGAGGCGACCAUUGGCAAAUGGACUGAGCCACCCAGGCACCCCAAUAUUUCUCAUCUCUGUGGCCUCAGUGUUGACACAAUGCUUGGAACAGCAUAAUUCCUCAGAUACUUACAGAAUCGAAUUACAUUGA